Osmia lignaria (orchard mason bee) is the source of this 768-nucleotide messenger RNA. Its product is annotated as esterase AGAP003155. Gene Ontology annotation, biological process: response to retinoic acid. NCBI's taxonomy places the organism in Eukaryota, Metazoa, Arthropoda, Insecta, Hymenoptera, Megachilidae. The record is from RefSeq and is a predicted model, not a curated record. Gene Ontology annotation, cellular component: nucleus; cytoplasm. Gene Ontology annotation, molecular function: hydrolase activity.
GUAGUUUUGUGCUGCUAACCUUUAUUGUAUAUAUAUUUUUAUAUGGUAACAAUAUUUGUAAUUUCUUACUAAAAAUAAUUUAUUUGGAAACUAAUAUGAGUCACUCAUUUGAAAAACUAAGAGUACUUGCUAUUCAUGGAUAUGCUCAAUCAGAUGUUAUUUUUAAAUCAAAAUUAGGUUCUUUGAGGAAAGGAUUUAAGAAAGAAGUAGAAUUUACAUUUUUAAGAGCACCGCAUGAAGUUCCAAUGAAAAGUAAUUUUGGUACUGAUGGAGUAGAAAAAGGAUAUGGAUGGUGGUUUAAUACAGAAGAUCAUAUAUUUAAAGCAAUUGUUCCAAGCAAUUUAUCUGUAGGUUUUGAAGAUAGUACAGCUGUAAUUGAAAAGGCAUUUCAAGAAUCUGGUCCUUUUGAUGGCAUUUUAGGUUUUUCACAGGGUGCAGCAUUUGCAGUUUUACUGUGUUUUAUGCAACAAAAAAAUUUGUUGAAAAUUAAAUUUGAUUUUGCAAUUAUUAUAUCUGGAUUUAAGUCAUUAUGCACACCUCACACAAUGUAUUAUGAUGAAAAAAUAAGUAUACCUUCCUUACAUAUAUAUGGAGAGGCUGAUCAAGUUAUUUCAGCAGCAAUGGCAGAAGAAGUUAGUGAAAUGUUUGUAAAUAAAACUACAUUAACUCAUGUUGGUGGUCAUUAUGUACCAAGCAAAAAGGAAUAUUAUACAGAAUUUAUUAUAAAAAUGUUAGAACACAAAAAUAAAAAGAAUGCCUAAAUACUGA